CCCGGGGUCAUGCGCAUGGCCAUGGCGUCCGUCGCCCUCUCGGCUGACAUCGCCGACCAGGACUGUCUUGUCAAGGACGCCACUUCCGUCAUGUGUGCCCCAUGGCCGCAGAGCCCCUCCGUCUUGCCCUCGUCUCCACCAUCCACACCAUCGCAGCCGAGGCGAGUCGGCAGACAGGAGCCCCUCGGCAGCCGCACGAGGAGCCUUUCGUCGACGAAGCACAUUGUCAAGCGAUGGACGAGGUAGAGACAGAGAUGCCGAUAGACCAGCAGGAGGGGGGCGACCAAGAGCAAAGACAAGAACGAGAUCAGGAAGAGGAGGAUGAGGAAGAAGUGGAGGACUUCCUGGAGCAGAUGCUCGAGGGCGACGACCAGCCGGCCCCACCACCAGCCGCGGCACCGGCACCAAACCGGCAGCAGACGUCUGUGCGGCCGCCAGCACCAACAUCGAAGCCCGUCAAGCUAUCGGCGGCCAGCAGGGAGGCCGUCACCAACCGAGCGGCCACCUUCCUUGCCGCAUACACGACCGCCACGAAGCUGCGGGGGUCCCAGGCACCUGAUGUGGUCUCUCUCAACCGGCGCGUCAGCAAAAGGCAACGGACGCACACACCCGCCGAGGCGUUCCACCAGCAGCAGCAGGCCAUACCUGACGACCAUAUUGUGAGUGUCAAUCGUGCGCGUGCGGCCCCUGAGCAGCAGCAGCAGCAGCAGCAGCAAGAGGGAGGGGGCAACCCGAUGGUGGACCAAGUGCAUGGCGCAGAUGAGGAGAUGGCUGGGAGGCGUCAUGCCGAUGGUGGUGGUGGCGGUACCGAGAUGCGGGCGGCAGCAGGGAGUGGUGGUUUCGAUGGUUGGUGUGUGUGUGAGUGGUGUGAAGAGUGCGAGGAUCUGCUGAGCCUGGCGACUUUGCGCAUGUGAUAGAUAAAUAGAUAGAUAGAUAGAUAGAGGAUGGAUGGAUGGAUGGGCCACGAGACAAACACAUGUGGUGGAUGAUGUGUCCAAUCAUCUUGUGUUGAGGAUAUCGAUCGGUGUUGACCAUUGG
Vitrella brassicaformis is the source of this 1038-nucleotide messenger RNA. The record is from the annotation of a GenBank genome assembly. NCBI's taxonomy places the organism in Eukaryota, Vitrellaceae.